Messenger RNA from Closterium sp. NIES-65, 1380 nucleotides. The record is from the annotation of a GenBank genome assembly. Lineage: Eukaryota; Viridiplantae; Streptophyta; Zygnematophyceae; Desmidiales; Closteriaceae.
AUGCAAUUCUCGCGGAUUCUCGAGGGCGUAGUGUUUGCGAUUAGCGGAGUGGCGAAUCCGGAGCGCGCCGAGCUGCGCGGGAAGGCGAUGGAGAUGGGCGCGCGGUACCGGCCGGACUGGACGCCGGAUUGCACCCUGCUCGUCGCCGCGUUUCCCGGCACGCCGAAAGUCAGAUCCGUGACUGCCGAUGACGGCACGAUUGUUUAUAAGAGGUGGGUGGAGCAGUGCUACAGUAAUCGCCGCCUUAUGAGCAUCUCCCCCCACCUCUUGCAUCUCGGGCGGCCGUGGCGCCAAGGCGGGCCGGCAGACAGAGACGUGGAGGACGGCGGCGGGCGGCGCAGACGAAUCGCGGAGGCGGGGGUGGGGGAGGGGGAGGAGGAGGAAGAAAAGAAGCCCAAAAGGCGGAGGCUGCUCAUUCCCCCACUGACUGGGGGCGGAGACAUGGGGGGAGGGAACGGGGGGAAGCUAUCGGGGGAGGAGCUAGUGGCGCAGUGGGUGGCGGGGGACAUGGUUCACGUGAGGGCGUUUUUAGAGGAGCAGGAGGAGCAGCCUCCCGAGGGGGAGGUGGAUAGAGUGGCGAGAGAAGGCAUGCUGGCGUGCUUUGAUGACGCCAUUGCUGGCGUGGAGAAAGGGCAGGCGCUCGCAGCAUCGAUUGCCUCGUGGCCUGUCGUGCCACGCGUGCUGGACCCCCAAACCUCUGUCUCCGCCCCUCCGCACCUCCUCCCCUCCUCGCUUCCACCGCUGCCGAUCUCCCUGGGGUGUGGGGGGGCGGGGGGAGGGGAGUGCCUGCGGGUGCUAAGGCAGUGGAGGGGGAUCGGGUUUCACGCGGCUAUCGCUCCUUCUGCCGCCAUGGCUACUGCGCGCCAGUAUUUCCCGCCGCAGUCGCAGCGCCAGCCGCAGUUCUGGCGGCCGGGAGCGGCGCGUCCGGGCGAGUCGCUCGCGUCUCGGGCGUCGCUAGCGGUGGACGCGGACGGCGCGGAUGCUGACGUGUCAAUAGCCUCGCUGGCAAGUCCCUUUGUACAGAGCGGGCGUGAGAAGCUACCGGUGUUCAAGCACAGGGAGGGCAUCUUAUACCUGGUGGAGACUCACGCCGUCACUGUGGUGGUGGGGGAGACAGGCAGUGGCAAGACCACUCAGAUACCGCAGUACCUGGUGGAAGCAGGGUGGGCGGCAGGAGGGCGAGUGGUGGCGUGUACGCAGCCCAGAAGAGUAGCAGCUCAGAUGGUGGCAAGCAGAGUGGCGGAGGAGAUGGGGGUGGCUCUGGGGGAGAGAGUGGGCUACAGCAUCCGCUUUGAGAACGUCACCACGCAGAGUUCUCGGAGUGAGGGAGGAGAUGGGCUUGGCUUUGGGGGAGAGAGUGGGAUACAGCAUCCGUUGUGA